AUGCGAUUUCUGGUGAGUUUUCUUCUUUUUCUAAAUUUUCCGUGCGAAAAUCAAUAUUUUCAGCUUUUUCUGAUUUUCACCGGAAUUUUUGUUGUGCUCGCCGAUGAGCAUCCUAGAUACACAGCCGCCAAAUUGACGGAUCAAUUGAAGAAUAUUUUGGAGAGCGGUGGAAAUGCCGAAGUCUCGCAAUUGUUUACUGAUGAUGUGAUUGUUGAAGAGUGUGGAGAGGCUGGAAGUUUGGGUAAGGGAGAUUUAAGGUCAAUUUUAAGGAAGUCCCUAUUUUGAAAACAUUGAGGGAGCUGAAAUUUUGUUGAAAAUUCGAAAAUUAUAUCCAAAAAUCCAGAAAAAAAUGUCUCACAGGCCUAAAAUUGGUCUACCUUUUUGCACAGCCUAAAAUGAGCCUAGGUAGAUAUUGAGAGGCCUGAAAUUUUUAAAAACCUAUAAUUUAUCGAUAUGGAUUUAGACAUGCCUGAGAUAGGCCUAGCUGAGUUUGGACAAGCCUCAGAUGAAACUAGCUGGAUUUUGAAAAGUCUAAAAUUCAUGUAGAUAAAUUUAGACGGGCCUAAAAUGAUCCUAGCUAGGUUCUGAGAAGCCUGAAAUUUGGAGAGGCCUGAUGUUUAUCUAUAUGAAUUUAGACAAGCCUACAAUUUACCUAGCCUUAUUUUGACAGGCCUAAAACUGGUCUAGUCUUUUUCUUCGGGCCCAUUUCUUUAUCUACAUACUGAACUGUUAGAUUGGCCUAAGCCAAAACUGUUAGAUUGGCCUAAGCUAAGCCUAGGCCUAUCUGAAUUUAGAUAGGCCUAAAUCUGCAAUAAAAUUGAAAAAAUAAAAAAGUUUUGCUAACUUUAGCUAAAAUUUCAUGAGAAAUCUCAACUUUCAGCGAUUUUUCACAAAAAAAACCUUCAAAAAUCAAUACUUUUCAGAAUACCUCGAGAAAAAGUUCAAAACCCUGAUUCCCGAGUUAUCCGAAGUUUCGCUAACUGUCAAAUUCGCCUACCCGAUUCCAUAUACAAAUAAUUCGAUUCAAUUUUCGGUUGAUCAAGUUUUGAUGUUCAAAGACGCGCAAAAAUCGGAAAACGAGUUGGUGAUUUUUGCGAAACCCGAGGAUGAGAAUUUGGAAGUUUAUAAGAUUUUUGAGAUUCGGAAGACACCGUGUAAUUAA
Messenger RNA from Caenorhabditis angaria, 1162 nucleotides. NCBI's taxonomy places the organism in Eukaryota, Metazoa, Nematoda, Chromadorea, Rhabditida, Rhabditidae. The record is from the annotation of a GenBank genome assembly.